Molecule: messenger RNA, 4481 nt
Organism: Magnolia sinica
Lineage: Eukaryota; Viridiplantae; Streptophyta; Magnoliopsida; Magnoliales; Magnoliaceae
Product: pentatricopeptide repeat-containing protein At2g13600-like
Exons: 1
Coding region: 963-3854 (963 amino acids)
Biological process (GO): RNA modification
Molecular function (GO): RNA binding; protein binding
Source: RefSeq, a predicted model, not a curated record
GAUCCAUUCCCAUUAGUGAUAGUCGGCUGCAUAGAAGCUCUACGCAGCUCCCUCCUCUUAAUACACUUGGCAAUCAUAUCUACUGAUCUGGAACGUUAAUCUGGUGGGAAACUUCAUUUACAGGUCAUAUACCUAAGAAGAUAGAGGAUCCGACUGUUGUAGCCAUCCAAAGAGUGGCCCACAAAGGGAAUGUUUAGAUCAGUGGUUUUGCAUUCAAGCACUAAAUCUCACAGAAAAUCGAUAGUUAGAGUUGUCUGGCCACAUCAAUAUUUGUUCUAUGAUCUAUCCAUAUGGUAAGUUACCAGAUCAACGGUCCAGAUUACUAUACAUGCUUGCCACGUGCAUUGUGUGGAUGUAACUGCAUUAAAAUUUCAAUGGAGCGCAACCUGCUUAUUAGCACUUCUUCCUCUCCUUCUCUCGGAAGCUAGGUGGGACCCACCGUGAUGUUUGUGAGAAAUCCACCCGUACAUCCGUUUCACCAGCUCAUGUUAAGACGUUAGACCAAAAUUGAGGUAGAUCCAAAACUCAAGUGGUCCACACGACAGGAAAAAGUGGGGGAGGGAAAUGCCAACCGCUGAAACCUUCCUGGGGUCCACCUUGAUAUUCAUAUGCUAUCCAAACCGUUCAUAGGAUAAUUCCCAGUGGGAUGAACUAAAAACACACGAACAUUAGCCUGAUACAAAACUUCCGUAGACCCACAAACGUUUCAACGGUGGACGAUCAAUCCCCACUGUUUCCUGUUGUAUGGUCCAAUUGAUUAUUUGAUCUCCUUAAAUUUUGAUCUCAAAACCUAAAAUGAUCUACAAAAACGUAUGGACGGAGUGGAUUUCACGUAAACAUCACUGUGGGCCCCACCUAGCUUCCAACCGCAGGAACUUCCUUCCAUUGGGAGUGGCUGGCAAUCCGCGUCCCUCUCCUUCCUCUCUGUCAUAUGAGUUCUUCUCAUCUCUCUUCUUCGCAAAAUGCAAGCGCUUUUGAGAUCUCUAUCACACAAGACCUUCUCAACAAGAGCUUUUCAUCGCCGAUCAUUGCCGCAGCAUCCGUCGAUUGCAGAAGAGCUCUCGCUUCUCGCCCUCGAUGGCCGACUCAGAGAAGCAAUCUGCGUCCUUCGCCGGCCGGAUGCGGCCCACUUUCCGGCUACAUCUGAAGCGUUCCUUCCUCUCAUCCGCGCGUGCAUCAAAUUCAAAGCAUUUUCCGAAGGCCGCGAAAUCCACAAGCACAUCGUCGAGAGCGGUGUCCGAGCCGAUAUGAUUUUGCAGAACAAUCUGAUGAUCUUGUAUUCGAAGUGCGGGCAUCCCGACCUUGCCCGCGAAGUGUUUGAUGGGAUGAUUGAGAGGAACUUGUUUUCUUGGACUGCUAUGAUUGGAGCCUGUUUGAAUAGCGGCAGUGUGGCUGAAGCAUUUGAAUUCUACGAGGAAAUGGUUGUGGCAGGAAUUAGAGCUGAUCAUUUCCUAUACCCUUUGGUUUUGAAGUCGUGCGCUGGGAUGGGAACUUUGGGGAAGGGUCGGCGGGUCCAUGCCGAUGUUAUAAGAAGUGGGUUUUGUUGGGAUUUGGUCGUGAUGAAUUCUCUCAUAGACAUGUAUGCGAAAUGUGAGAGCGUGGUGGAUGCAGAGAGAGUUUUCGACGAAAUGGCCUUGAGAGACGUAGUCACUUGGACUUCGAUGCUCGUAGGGUACGUGCAGACAGGACACCAUUUAGAAGCAUUGGAUUUCUUCAAAGGGAUUCUGAGUUCUGACAUUAAGCUUUGCUCGGCUACUUUAGCAGCGAUUUUGCCUGUUUUCUCUGAUUUGGGUUGUUUGAAUUUAACCAGACAGAUCCAUGGAUUGAUAAUAGGAAGUGGGUUCGGCUUGGAUAAAUUCAUUGGGAGCGCUCUUAUCGACACGUAUGCAAGUUGCAGGGGUUUGGGGUACAGUCGGCUUGUUUUCGAUAGAAUAAAAGAGAGAGACGUCGUCUGCUGGAAUGCAAUGAUCAAGGGCUAUGCUCAGAUGGAGCUCUUCGAUGAGGCCGUUGAAUUGCUAUUGCAGAUGCAUGUAGAUCAGGUAAAUCCAAAUAAAACAACUUGGGAUUGCAUUAUUUCACAGUAUCUCCAAAGUGGGUCCAUCCGAAAUGUCCUGUUCCUGAUUAACAGACUGGAAAACGUGGGUAUAAGGCCGAAUUCGAUAUCUAUAUCAGCACUGCUACAGAUGGGUGAAUCUGUGGAUGACAUCCAACAUGUGAGGGAACUCCAUGCAUAUAUGCGUAGAGGCAGGUAUGACUCUGAUAAUGCUGUGGCUUCUCGCCUUAUAGAUAUGUAUUCUAAAUUUGGUGAGGUUGAAGUAGCUCGAGAGAUUUUUGAUCGCAUCAGUGUAAAUGAAUUGGGUUCUUGGAAUUCAAUGAUUUCUUGCUAUGCUAUCAAUGGGCACGCCGAUAGGGUAAUGGAACUCUUCGAUUUGAUGCAUAGGGUUGGUGUAGAACCUAAUGUAACGAGUUGGAAUGCUGGAAUUGCUAGAUUUGUUGAAAGAGGUGAUUUUGACACUGCUUUGGAAAUGUUUGCUGAAAUGAAGUGGUUGAACCAGAAGCAGGAUGUGGCAAGUUUCGAUAGUAUUCUUCCUGUAGUUGGAAACUUGAAUUGCCCGAUGCAGGGGAAGCAGCUGCACAACAUGUUUCUUAGAAACGGUUCCAAGAUGAGCAGAUUUGUCUGCACUGCCUUUGUAAAUAUGUACGGGAACUGCGGUAAUAUAGAUUAUGCCGUUAAGCUUUUUGAAUCAAUGGUAUGCAAGGAUAUCGUUUCAUGGAAUGCAAUCAUUUCGGGUCUUGCGAAGAACGGUUUUCUCGAUGAGGCAUCUAAAACUUUCCAUGAUAUGGAAACUGCAGGUGCGAAAGCCAACAUAAUCACUUGGACUUCACUGAUAUCAGGGUAUGCACAGAACGGGCGAAUCGAUGAAAGUUUAAAGCACUUCCGUCAAUUUCAAGAUAGUGGCUUAAGGCCCAAUUCAGUUACCAUCACUAGCAUCCUUCCAGCAUGCGCUCAAUCCGCAGCCUUAUCCCAUGGAAGAGCCAUUCAUGGUUAUAUCAUAAGAAGCGGACUUGGUUAUGAUGAUCUGUUCGUAUUGAAUGCACUCAUUGACAUGUUUAUUAAAUGUGGAUGUAUGGAGUAUGCAGAACGUGUGUUUAGACGACUGGGUGUGAGAGACGUCGUGUCAUGGAAUACAAUAAUUCAGGGAAAUGCAGUUCAUGGGAGGGCCAAGGCUGCCCUUGCCAUCUUCAAUCAAAUGCUGGUCGAAGGGAUUGCCCCUGACAGUGUCACUUUCAUCGGUGUUCUUUCAGCAUGCAGCCAUGCAGGGUUGAUCGAUGAGGGGUGGAAAGAGUUCAAUGGCAUGUAUUCGAAAUAUGGGAUCAUUCCAAGUGGGAAGCACUAUGCUUGCAUGGUUGAUCUCCUUGGGCGCGGAGGGCGCUUUGAGGAUGUCCGGAAUUUCAUCAUUCAGAUGCCUUUGCAGCCUACCGCUAGCCUUUGGGGCGCUCUCCUUUCAUCUUGCAGGACUCACAGGAAUGUAGAGAUGGCAGAAUAUGCAGCCGGGCAUCUUCUAGAAUUACAGCCUGAAAACCCAGGGAACUAUGUGAUCUUAUCGAAUAUCUAUGCUUCAGCCGGUAGAUGGGAUGGUGUUGAUCGCAUGAGGAAGAUGAUGAUCGAACGGGGAGUCAGGAAGCAGCCUGGCUGCAGUUGGAUUGAGGUCAGGAAUCAUAUUCAUGGUUUCACAGCCGAGAAUCCUUCACACCCAGAUAUGGAGAUAGUAACUAGAACGUUGCUGGAUUUGAUGGCUACCUUGGCAGAAGAAGGGUACAUCCCGAAGACAAAAGUGGUUGAUGUUGUGUGAUUUGGAACCACAGGCACAAUCUAAAAUAGGCCUUAGCAAUUGGGUUGAUCUGACCAGAUCAUAACUAACAUUCCUGGUGAUGCCCAGUUUGAUUGGAAUUCGGAGGGAUAUUCAUUUCGAUACUCAUGUGUACGUCCUAGACGCGGAAGCUGUUGAUGUCGUGUGAUUUGGGACAAGGGGCACAUUCCAAAACAGGCCAUGGCAUUUGGGUUGAUCUGAUCAAAUCAAAACUAACGGUCUUGGUGUCGUCAUCGAGUUUAAUCAGAAGGGAUACUCGUUUUGAUAUUCAAGAUACAAUUAAUCCUCAUCUUAGAAGGAUUGAAGACCAUAAUACAUCAUCCAAGUUUAUCUGAAAAAUGUUUGGAGUUGUUUAAAGUUUCAACGGUGAAGAUUCAAUAUCAGCUACGGACACUAAAAUGUGUUAAUCUCUCUUUCGGCCUCCAUCUUAAAUGCAUGAUUGGACCUUCCAUCCCCUAAUCUCUGGUGCUGCGAGCAAGAUGGUGGAAUUGGAAGUUUUGGGAGAGGCCGAAUUGGACACGCCUAACAUGUAUUUAUAUGAAAUUGGACUUUCUUACAUCCAAUUUAUUUUCAAUAAUAAUAAUAAAUACAGGAAUUCAUUGACUCUCA